AUGGAAAAUAAGGAGCAUGGCGUUCGGCACAACAGCAACGCUCUUCCCGUAAUGUCGGACAAGAUUUCUCGUUCCGAGGCAGACAGCCCCGAAAAGUCAAUCACCAUGUCGCCUCCAUCAGUGGAAGACGACCACUCGCCUACAGAUGGCUCCGAUCAUCAUCAGGGUGAGAACUUUGAUGAGAAUGGACUGGAAAAAGCUGCCACGGGUGCGCCGCUCGAUCGGACGCAGUCCCAGGCGCAGAAGUUGGGCAAGAAGAAGAUUCUGAUCAUCAUGCCUGCACUUUGCUUGGUGCUGUUUCUGGCAGCUUUAGAUAUGACAAUCGUCUCAACAGCACUUCCGACAAUGGCUGCACAUUUCCACGCCUCGGAGAGUGGAUAUUCUUGGAUGGCCUCGUCGUAUCUGCUCGCCAACGCAGCGUGCAUCACUCUCUGGGGUAAGAUCAGUGACAUUUGGGGUCGCAAGCCGAUCCUCCUCAUAGCCAACGUCGUAUUUCUGGUGGGGAGCUUGAUCUGCGCUCUUGCUGUCAAUAUGGCCAUGCUGCUGGUGGGACGUGCCACUCAGGGUGCCGGCGGUGGUGGCAUCAUCGUCCUAGUUAACAUUUGCGUUACUGAUCUGUUUAGCGUCAGAGAACGGCCGAUGUACUACGGUAUCUUUGGUGUGACGUGGGCGAUUGCGGGUGCGCUUGGCCCAAUUAUUGGAGGUGCUUUUACGACCAGUGUAUCCUGGCGGUGGUGUUUCUACAUCAACUUACCCGUCGGUGGCGCUUCCCUGGCAAUCCUUGUCUUCUUCCUCAAGAUCGAAUCCGGCGGCACGCCCUUGCUGGAAGGUCUCAAGACCAUCGACUGGACCGGCACGGUUCUCAUCGUCGGAGGCACGCUCAUGUUUCUGUUCGGCCUUGAAUUCGGCGGCGUCAGCUAUCCCUGGGCUUCGGCCACCGUCAUCUGCCUGAUCGUGUUCGGAGUGGUGGUCUGGAUCCUGGCGAUGCUCAACGAGUGGAAACUCGCGCGGUACCCGCUGAUCCCCGUCCGGCUCUUCAAGAACUGGCACAACCGGCUCGUCCUCCUCAUCUGCUUCUGCCAGGCGUUCGUCUUCAUCGCGGGCUCCUACUACCUCCCUCUCUACUUUCAGACCGUGCUGCAGGCGUCCCCGAUCCUCAGCGGCGUCUACGUGCUCCCCAUGGUGCUCAGUCUCUCCAUCUUCUCCUCCGGCACGGGCUUCCUCAUCAAGAAAACCGGCCGCUACCGCGAGAUGAUCGUCGGCGGCCUCUUCUUCAUGACCCUCGGCUACGGCCUCCUCAUCGACCUCAAGUACUACGCCUCCUGGCCCCGCCUCAUCAUCUACCAGCUCAUCGCCGGCGCUGGCGUCGGCCCCCUCUUCCAGGCGCCCCUCGUCGCCUUCCAGGCAAAUAUCCACCGCGCAGACAUGGCCACCGCAACCGCCACCUUCUCCUUCAUCCGCCAGACCUCUGCCGCCAUGGCCGUCGUCCUCGGCACAGUCGUCUACCAGAACAUCCUCGCCCAGCAGAUCCCCCGCAUCGCCGCUGCCACAGACCCAGACACCGCCCAGACCCUCGCCGCCUCCUUCUCCGGCUCCACCGGCGCCCUCAUCAACAGCCUGCCCUCCGCCGCGCGCGUCGUCGUCCUCGAGGCCUUCACCUUCACCUUCUCCCGUCUCUGGAUCUUCUACACUGCCGUCAGCGCCCUUGGCCUCGUGUUGAGCUUCUUCCUCAGACCAGUCGAGCUGAGCAAUGCGCAUACCUUCGCCAAGACCGGCCUGGCGGAGCAGGAGCGUGCCCGCCGCGAGAUCCUCGAGGCGCAGAAGGCCGAGGCCAAUGCGAACCGCGCGGAAGUCUAG
Messenger RNA from Aspergillus clavatus NRRL 1, 1857 nucleotides. RefSeq names its product MDR family MFS transporter. Gene Ontology annotation, molecular function: transmembrane transporter activity. The transcript is spliced from 5 exons. Gene Ontology annotation, biological process: transmembrane transport. Lineage: Eukaryota; Fungi; Ascomycota; Eurotiomycetes; Eurotiales; Aspergillaceae. The record is from RefSeq and is a predicted model, not a curated record. The coding region runs from base 1 to 1857 and encodes 618 amino acids.